ACUAUUCACCUUGAAGGUCAUAUCUAUGAAAGCUAUGAACUAUUCACUGUGGCCAUACCUAUGAGAGCUUAUCAAUGAAGGAAGGGGAACAACCUCCAAACCUGCGGCAAUGGUUGAAAGAGGAUGGCGUUUGAUAGAAGAGCUCCAGCUUCCAGGGCUGGAAGGAACUCCAGCUGACUCUGUGGAGUGGCCGAAUCCACCAUACGAAACAGCUACUUCAACAGGGGACAACAACAGUGUUGCUGGCAUCUAUGAAUUGAAGGCUUCAUUUCUGGAUUUCCCACAUGGAUGAAAAUGGACGGACACCUUUACAUGAUGCCAACACGGAAUGAGUGCACCCCAUCAGUUAAAUUACUGGUGCGCUACAGCGCAGGGCAUUUUCGUGGAAGGAAGAACCGCUGCUAUAAGCUGGCUGUACGAAGUGUUCAGAGAGCUUUUGUGAAGUCUACCAAGGCCAGAAGAGAGAAGAAGAGAUUUCUAAGAGCGCUCUGGAUCACUAGGAUUGAAGCAGCUUCUCUUGAACAUGGUUUGAAAUACCCAGCUUUCGUAAGCAAUCUGCUUAAGUCCCAGGUGGAGCUGAAUAGGAAAAUGAUUGCCGAUUUGGCUAUUUAUGAGCCAAAGACAUUCAAGUCCCUAGCUGCCUUAGCCCAGAGGAGGAGACAAGAAGGCUUCCUUGCUGCCCUGGGCGAUGGAAAAGAACCAGAGGGGAUAUUUUCACGUAUUGUACACCACUAUUGAUAUUAGAAGAGUCUGCAGAUAUGCGUUAUAAACAGGAACUUGUAUUGCAAAGUAAACUCACUCGCUGACUGCUGCUAAGAUCAAAGCUGUGGAACAAAAUCCUCUGAGGAUGGUUCCAGAAGGAGGACGGGGUGGGUCCGGGUGCGCAGCUCGCACCUUGGUGACUUUUUCCCCUCUAUUGUUGUAACGAGAUGUGCUGAGUUAGAAGCUGCAGUUCGAAGUUAGCAGUCGCGAGUCAGGCCUGUAGAAGUUCUAUGUACAACGACAUCUAUAGCCUGUGUAUGCUUUCUGUUCUCUUAAGGACUUAAUAAAGGUAUUUUUUUGGUAACUGC
Messenger RNA from Gymnogyps californianus (California condor), 1070 nucleotides. It is a transcript of the gene MRPL20, whose product is annotated as mitochondrial ribosomal protein L20. Gene Ontology annotation, biological process: ribosomal large subunit assembly; translation. The coding region runs from base 289 to 738 and encodes 149 amino acids. Gene Ontology annotation, molecular function: structural constituent of ribosome; rRNA binding. Gene Ontology annotation, cellular component: ribosome. Lineage: Eukaryota; Metazoa; Chordata; Aves; Accipitriformes; Cathartidae. The transcript has 6 exons. The record is from RefSeq and is a predicted model, not a curated record.